Oppia nitens is the source of this 1207-nucleotide messenger RNA. It is a transcript of the gene Mad1, whose product is annotated as mitotic spindle assembly checkpoint protein MAD1-like. The transcript is spliced from 2 exons. The coding region runs from base 158 to 1207 and encodes 349 amino acids. The record is from RefSeq and is a predicted model, not a curated record. Gene Ontology annotation, cellular component: kinetochore; nuclear envelope; mitotic spindle. NCBI's taxonomy places the organism in Eukaryota, Metazoa, Arthropoda, Arachnida, Sarcoptiformes, Oppiidae. Gene Ontology annotation, biological process: attachment of mitotic spindle microtubules to kinetochore; mitotic spindle assembly checkpoint signaling.
AAAUCACAUUUUAUUUUUAUAUACAAACAAAAAACAUUGCAAUACGUUAUGAGAUAUUUAUUAUGUUUGUGUGUGUUAUCACCGAUUGUCACCAUUUAGUUGAUCCCAAACACUUUAAACACGUAUAACUAAGACACACACACACACAUUGAUAACAAUGCAAAAUAAUGGCCAAAUGCGGUCACGACUACCGCUACCAAAGUCGACAUUCAAGGCUUGUUCGUCGUCGUCAUCGGCAUCUGUUUUGGUGUCCACUUCAUCGUCAGUACAUCCGCUAAGACCACAUCCCUAUGUAUGUACACCAAUGAGACCGACACUUAUGAAAUUGGAUCCGAUGGGAUCAGCUCUGCGACCGACGCUAAUGCAAUUGGAUCCGAUGGGAUCAGUUCCGCGACCUCUCACGACAACAACUCACACCCUAAACGAUUCACAACUGGAAGAAUAUAGACUUCGUUGUCAACAACUAGAGGCCGAAAACCAAAGACUUAAGACUACACUAAAUGAUGACAACAACAACAACAACAAACUUGUAGAUGAAUAUCGACAACAAAUUAGACAACUAGAGGAUCAAUUGGCACACCAGAAGACUGUGAAGGCAUCGCUGGAGGAGAAGACAUUGAAAGACAGCCAAAAGUCGAAAAUCACAUCAAAACCUGAUGACAAUGACAUCAAUAACUAUCGUAUCAUACAUUUGAAACAAAAUCCAUUGUCGAUGACAAUCGCUGAACGUAACGAAGAGUUCAGACGAUUGGUCGACGAAAAUGAAAGACUUGAACAACGAUUGCAACUGUUAGAGUCGGGAUCCGAUGCCGACAUUACUCGACAGAUAGACGAAGGUAUCAAAUAUAGUCAAGAGUUGGACAAACUGAAGAAACAGUUGACAAGCGCUGAGAAACGUCAGCAGAAUAUUAUCGAUGCGUUCAAGAAAACUAGUAAAGAGUUUCGUGAGGUUUGCUAUCGGCUGACGGGAUUCAAGAUCGAUAUGUUGAAACAAAAUAAAUACCGAUUGACACAUAUGUACGCCGACUCGCCCGAUGAUGAACUACUGUUCGAGUGCGAUACCGAUCGUACCAUUAAAAUCAUGGAAAAUCAAUACUCGGAUAAACUACAGGAAUCGGUUAAUACCUAUUUGACGGCUCACGACAGUUAUCCGGCAUUUUUGGCUUCACUGACACUCGACUUGUUUCAUAAACAAACUAUUGUUUGA